AUCGCGUUCUUGGGGCUAUACCGUUUGUUCAUUUUAGUGAAAUAAUCAGUACCGGAGAAUUUUUUGAUAGCAAGCUGACGAUUAUUUCCAUUACUGUUCACUGAAUCUGUGGACGUUGUAACAAUGAGUGGUGAUAUUUUCUUUGUUGGCGGUGUCGAAGGAGGUGCUACACACUCCAAUCUCGUGAUUUGCGACCGGAAUGGCAAGGUGGUCGGAACAGCAAAAGGUCCAGGCACCAACCAUUGGACCCUGGGCAUCGACGGAUGCUCUAACAGAAUUCUGGCUAUGGUGCACGAGGCGAAGCAGAACGCUGGCAUACCAUUGGACAGACCCUUGGAUUCUCUGGGCCUGACGCUGUCGGGGUGCGAGCAGGAGAGCAGUAACGCCGAGCUGGCGGCGUGUGUGAGGGAGAAAGACGCUAACUGCGCGCGCGCAAUCUACGUCGCAUCUGAUACCGCCGGCUCGCUGUUCACUGGCGCCCCUGAUGGCGGCAUGGUGGUUAUAGCUGGCACUGGCUCCAACGCGUUACUGAGGACACCAGACGGAGAGCAGCAUGGUUGCGGAGGAUGGGGCUACUUACUCGGUGACGAAGGCAGUGCGUACUGGAUAGCACACCGCGCCGUGAAGGCCGUAUUCGACGACAUAGAUGGAUUGAAUCCGUCGCCCCAUUCAAUCCACAGCGUUUGGGAGGUGAUAAGGGAGCACUUCAACGCAGACACCAGAGCUGAUCUCCUAACGCACGCUUACAAACAUUUCGACAAACCUUUGUUCGCGGGUGCAACAAUGAAACUGGCCAAACUAGCGUACCAAGGGGACCCGUUAGCUCGUCAUUUGUUCUCGGAAGCCGGACAGACCCUGGCGGCGCACAUAGUCGCGUUAUCGAGGAGGACGACAAUAGAAAGAUUGAGGGUAGUCUGCGUCGGCUCAGUGUGGAAGAGCUGGGAGAUCUUGAAGCCUGGAUUUCUCAAAGAACUCACGAGGAGACAGCUGAAAACGGAACUCGAAUUGGUGCGACUUCGAGUAUCAAGCGCAAUGGGCGCGGCUUGGCUCGCGGCGAAACACAUCGACUACGAUUUACCGCGCGACGACUCGGUAUAUUGCUCCGUCUUCUACACUUACGACCCACAAAACGUCAAUAUAACAAACGGCGAACACACGAACAACGGCACAACACACGAAAACGGCUGCAAAAACGGCCAUUGCAAGGUAAACGGCGACAACACCGCCAGCAUAACUAACGGGGAACUUUGCAACGGUUUUUGAAACGCUAUUUUUAACGCUAUUUUAAAUAGCACCUAAAAAACUAAAUAUUAUUUACGCAUUAUAACUUUAUGCUUGUCUCGUACUUUUUUGAACGUUUAAUUGCUUUUCAAAUUACGUAAUAACACUUAAAAAGCACUUGUUGGUAUAUUGGUUUGGUGGUGCAAUUGACGAAAUUGGAUACAAUAUUAUGUAGAGAGGUUUUAAAUACAUGGCAAUAGUAACGAGAAUAGCAGUGGUGCCGAUUCUGACAUGAUUCUCUAAAACUAAACUUAAAUUGGACAACAGUGCAUCUUUGUCAUUUUCUAUACAGAAUGUAAGGGAAAGACUGAUGUUAAAUUUCGUUUUAAGUUUAGAGAAUCACGCCAGAAUCGACACGGCUGCCUGUGUAUAAUCAUCAUGAUAAUCCAAUAUCCAUCCUCAUGACCUCAGUGAGGGCUACCGCGUUGGAAUCCGCCGCUAGAGGCGCUUGUGGAUCGCGAGGUCUCCGAAAUGUCAAAUGAUAUUUGUAAAUGUAUAUCAUACAGGGCUUCCCACGGCAUUGUCACACGGAGGGAAAGUAUAUUAAUGUAAUAUAAAUUAAAGUAUAUAAUAUUUUUUUCGUACCACUUGCUCAAAAAAGUGACAUUCUAUGCCACAAAAAGCGAACAUAACAAUAGUGAUUUAAAAGCGAAGCUAAGAAAAAUUAUUAUGUCCUUUUUUCCGAACAAAACGGAACUGCGCAAUACUGUGGUAUGACCAAUUAUGUUUACGAUAAACGCGCGUGAGUUAUUUUUUUUUUCAUUUAAAUAAUAUUAUAAAAAAGAAC
This is a messenger RNA of Chilo suppressalis (striped riceborer), 2068 nucleotides long. NCBI's taxonomy places the organism in Eukaryota, Metazoa, Arthropoda, Insecta, Lepidoptera, Crambidae. The record is from the annotation of a GenBank genome assembly.